Messenger RNA from Carassius auratus (goldfish), 3143 nucleotides. It is a transcript of the gene eral1, whose product is annotated as Era-like 12S mitochondrial rRNA chaperone 1. Gene Ontology annotation, molecular function: rRNA binding; GTP binding; ribosomal small subunit binding. Gene Ontology annotation, biological process: ribosomal small subunit assembly. Bases 155 to 1513 code for a protein of 452 amino acids. NCBI's taxonomy places the organism in Eukaryota, Metazoa, Chordata, Actinopteri, Cypriniformes, Cyprinidae. The record is from RefSeq and is a predicted model, not a curated record. Gene Ontology annotation, cellular component: mitochondrial matrix. The transcript has 11 exons.
AUUCAUCACAACAGUUCCCUCGACUUGAGCAACAUGUCUGCGCCCUGGACACAUGUGUAAACAAACAUGGAGACGAGAAUCACCUUGCACUAGGGUUAAUCUAAGUGUAACAUUUUGAAAUCAUCAACUUGUGUAUAGAAAACUUGUUCCGACAAUGGCCUUGCGGCUUUGCGAGACGUUUCUACGCAGAUCUGUGCGAUUUUCAACGAUCUGCAGACUGACAACAGCCCCAGAGCACGCGCCACUGGAUCUGCGUCGAUCAGGUCGCUCAGUUUUUGGUCCACAGACAGUAAGACAAUGUCUGUUUCACUGCACUCCGGCCAGUUUGGUGUCUUCGAGUGCUUUUUUGGACAGACUGCAGAAGGGGAGAGCGGUGGUGUCCGAUGAGGGUCUCUGUCAUCAUCAGCCUGUCUCUGUUCCCUCAGACAGCGCUCAUCAAUUUUCCUUAUUGCUGAAGGAUCCUGAUCAACCUGCAAAUGCUAAAUCUCUUAAAGUGACGAUAGUGGGUGCUCCCAAUGCAGGGAAAUCAACAUUGACCAAUCAACUGCUUGGUCGGAAGUUGUUUGCUGUUUCUGAGAAAGUGCACACAACAAGAUCACGUGCUGUUGGUGUCCUGACAGAGGAUGACACACAAAUCAUACUGUUGGAUACCCCUGGUCUCACCACACCAAUAAAGGCUAGAAGACAUCAACUGGAGGAUUCACUGCUGGUGGACCCUUUUGAGUCAAUAAAGGAAGCUGAUUUAGUGGUGGUACUAGUCGAUUUGUCUGAUAAAUGGACCCGCGAUAAACUGGACUAUGAAGUGCUGAAGUGUCUGGCCCUGAAUCCAGAUGUCCCUGCCAUCCUUGUCCUCAAUAAGGUAGAUCUACUGAAGAACAAAACACUUUUGCUAGACAUCACGGCACAGCUGACAGAAGGGGUGGUUAAUGGAAAGAAGAUCAGGAUCCGUGGCGCAGAGAAACCACGUGAGAAAUUAGCAGCCAAACGCCACAGCAGACAUGCCGAACAACCAGAGUCUGAGAGCGUGAAGGACGGGCUGUCUCAGGAGGGUCAGGACAAAGACAGGCUGAAGGCCCUGAAGAGCCGCAGGGGGUGGCACCUUUUUAAGGAUGUAUUCAUGUUAAGUUCCAUUGACAGAGAAGACGUGGAGACGUUGAAGAAGUACCUGUUUGAUGGUGCAAAGCCUGGCCAGUGGCAGUACCACAGUGAAGUACUGACUGACCAGGGUCCUGAGGAGAUGUGCAUCAACACUAUCAGAGAGAAACUUCUACAGCAUCUCCCGAAGGAGGUGCCAUACUGUAUGACACAGCAAAUUGAAAUCUGGAAGGAGUCUGAAGAUGGGGUACUCGAAAUAUCCAUCAAACUAUAUGUAAAGAAAGACACACAUAUGAAAAUGGUUAUUGGCUCUGGAGGUCAUUUGAUAACCAGAAUAACCCAGGAAGCUGAAAGUGACCUAAUGAAGAUUUUCUUGCGUGAAGUACGUUUAAAAAUCUCUGCAAAGUUGAAGAAGUGAGGUAGACUGUUUGAAUGAUGAAGGCCAGAGGCAGACGGAAACCUGAAAAGAGUUGAGGAAGAGUGAAGAAAUGGACAUGAACUCAAAAUUGGCUGUAUUUUGGGUUGUGCUGUUAGGCUGAUCUCAAGAGACCACCCUCAUUCCUGUAAAAUGAAAUGCAAGUAUAUCAGGCACAUUACAUGGGUUUUCAGUAUCAUUUCAAUGAUCAACUGUAUCAAAUAUGCCUGUGCUGCUUACAUAUAUUGCUGCUUUUGAUUUAUAAAAAUGUCUAUAUAAUAAUAAAAGCCAAAAAUCACGUAGUUCUGUAUUCAUAUGUAUACUUGUUUGCUCUGAGGGUAAGGUUAACUGUUACUCUUUUACUGGAAGGAAGGGUUUACCUUCAGUGUGGUCAGGCUGUUAUCUGUGGUGCAGUCUUGCUGUUUAACUGAAUGUCAUUACACUGACCUGAAAUCACUCAACCGUAAGCCCAGCUCCAGCUCUAACAUGUCAGGAGGGCCACAAGACUCCGAGGGGGUGCACAGUUGGGGUGGUGGCUGGUUGCCAGGGUGGAGCCGGGCCUCCUCAACUGUAGCUGUACACCAUACUAACUGCAGCUUUUGAAUUAUUAACUGUUUUUAGUUAUUUGUAGCUAUGUCUGUAAUAUUGCAGUUAAUAAAUAUGAUCAAUAAUUAAUUUUCAUCGGUUGAGUAAAUUAUUGUAUCAGUUUUAGUCAGUGGUAAAUGUUUUGAGUAAAAAUAAAAUAGUCCGUUCUCAUGGUGCAGGAAUGUCUAUGGUGAAAAAGUGAUGAUCUCUUUAUCUACAGACUGCACAUAAGGAGCUGAAACAAUCGACUCACUUAUUGGCUGCAGAUUUAAUUGUGUAAAUCUCAAUUGUUCGUUUUAUUAUAAUACAAAACCAUUCAAAAGUUUGGGUUCAGUAUAAUUUCAUUUAUGCUCACCAAGGAUGCAUUAAUCUGAUAAUUUUUUAAUUAAUAUUACACUGACCCCAACCUCUGAACAGUUGUGUAUCUCUCUCUCUCUCUCUCUAUCUCUCUCUCUCACUUUUUCUCUCUCUCUGUAAUUCAUUUUGUAAAACUUUUUUUUUUCUUAAAAUAAAUGUAAAUAAUGUAAACUGUCUUUUUUCUUCCACCUCCUUUAAAGCAUGUGGAAAAAGCCAUUUAAAGUUCCCCUGGUUAGACCCUAAGGGGUUAGAUACCUGCUGCUAAAGCAAGUUUCAAAAUGGUGACAAGAUGCACUUAUUACCCUUUUUGCAGUAGGACUGUAUGAGGAAUUAUAUGCUUACCUCUAGCUGGCCUAAAGCAAUGCUAUGUCCCUGGUUCUUUCUCUAGAUCCUGAUACUGGCUAUUACUUUUAUUCCAUUGGCUGUAUCUAAGUUCAUUAAAGUUAAAGCAAAGCUUCUUAUUCAUCAUGUCUUUGGCUCCUAAAAACACAAGUAAGCAUUUUGCCAACUGCAUAUGCUGCCUUUCUCUGUAAAAUUACAGUUAAAAGUAGACUGUAAAAAUAAUGAAACAAAACUUUUUUUUUUUCAUUUAAAUUCAGUGAUAUUUAUUUAAAUUACACACAAUGGCGGUCUCAUGUAACACAUUAUAGGCUAUAAAGUUGUAUAGAAUAAAGAAUUAUUCAGAAUUUCA